CAUAAUCCCAACAACAUGCAGGACGACAAGGACAGUGUUGGGCAGACAAAUAGGGAUUAAAAUGUGGUUGGGCCCCAAAGCAGCAGGCGUGGAAACAAACCGGGAGGCAAAGAUGGUGCUGCAAAAAACAAAAAACAGAACAUCCCAUGGAGCUUAAGGGAGAGGAUCACACUGUCGAGAUUGAUGGCCAAGGAUGAUGUUCUAAUGGCCGACGCCGAGGGCCAGCAUCGGUUCAAGAAGAGGAAGGAGCGGUAUGAGUGGGUGCACGAUCCAAUGGCGGAUCACGGGUUUCCGCACAGGUUUGCGGAGGAUUGCCGUAAGAGGUGGCAGGGCAUGAUGGCUGCACCAAAUAUUAUUCUCGACAAGUGUGAGAAUGCUUCGGGCAAACCUUCAUACUGGGACAUGACCAUGGACCAGCGGAAGGCGGAGCAGGUGCCACUGACCUUUGAGAAAGCGUUGUGGGAAGCGAUAGAGUGGCAACUCAAUCGACCCUCCAUCAAGUGUGACAACACGCUCGCAUCGGAGAACUUGCCGGGUAAUACGGGAGGGGCAUCAACGAACACCGGUCCGACACAACCCGCUUCAGGGAAAAGUGGCUCCGACGGUAGAGCAACGGAAGACUGCGACAGUGCAGCGAAGACGAGGGGGACGAAUACAGGCAAAGCGAGGAUAAACUACACGAUUAGCGGUGGGACAGUAUUGGGAAGGGCGAUGGAGGGCACGACACGGUCGUACAACAAAGGUCUGGAUAAGGCCGUCACCACUCAGGCAAAGGCAACGUCAUAGGCCGGCUCAAUGAUCACGGCGAAGAUUGGUGACGUCGCAUAUGCCAUGU
Molecule: messenger RNA, 835 nt
Organism: Chara braunii
Lineage: Eukaryota; Viridiplantae; Streptophyta; Charophyceae; Charales; Characeae
Source: the annotation of a GenBank genome assembly